Messenger RNA from Suncus etruscus (white-toothed pygmy shrew), 1143 nucleotides. It is a transcript of the gene OSGEP, whose product is annotated as O-sialoglycoprotein endopeptidase. Gene Ontology annotation, biological process: tRNA threonylcarbamoyladenosine modification. The coding region runs from base 1 to 1008 and encodes 335 amino acids. The transcript has 11 exons. Gene Ontology annotation, cellular component: EKC/KEOPS complex; cytoplasm. The record is from RefSeq and is a predicted model, not a curated record. NCBI's taxonomy places the organism in Eukaryota, Metazoa, Chordata, Mammalia, Eulipotyphla, Soricidae.
AUGCCUGCGGUGCUGGGGUUCGAAGGCAGCGCCAACAAGAUCGGUGUGGGGGUGGUGCGGGAUGGCGCGGUGCUGGCCAACCCGCGGCGCACUUACGUCACGCCUCCGGGCACAGGAUUCCUUCCAGGCGACACUGCCAGGCACCACCGAGCUGUUAUCUUGGACCUGCUGGAGGAAGCUUUAGUAAAAUCUGGACUAAAACCCCAGGAUAUUGAUUGCAUUGCCUUUACCAAAGGGCCUGGCAUGGGUGCCCCACUGGCUUCUGUGGCUGUUGUUGCUCGUACUGUGGCCCAGCUGUGGAAUAAGCCAUUGCUAGGUGUGAAUCACUGUAUAGGCCACAUUGAGAUGGGCCGCCUCAUCACAGGAGCGACCAACCCAACUGUACUGUAUGUCAGUGGAGGGAACACACAGGUGAUUGCAUAUUCAGAACAUCGUUACCGCAUCUUUGGAGAAACCAUCGAUAUUGCUGUGGGUAACUGUCUGGAUCGGUUUGCACGGGUGCUGAAGAUUUCCAAUGACCCAAGUCCAGGCUACAACAUUGAACAGAUGGCAAAGCGAGGCAAAAAGCUGGUUGAACUGCCCUACACUGUAAAGGGGAUGGACAUCUCAUUCUCAGGGAUUCUGUCUUUUAUUGAGGAGGCAACCCAUCGAAUGUUGGCCACAGGGGAGUGCACUCCUGAGGAUCUGUGUUUUUCCCUGCAGGAAACGGUGUUUGCAAUGCUGGUGGAGAUCACAGAGCGAGCCAUGGCUCAUUGUGGCUCCCAGGAGGCCCUCAUCGUGGGAGGUGUGGGGUGUAAUGUACGUCUACAGGAAAUGAUGCAGACAAUGUGCCAAGAACGUGGAGCCCAACUUUUUGCCACAGAUGAGAGAUUCUGUAUUGACAAUGGAGCUAUGAUAGCCCAGGCUGGCUGGGAGAUGUUUCAAGCUGGAAUUAGAACCCCUUUAAGUGAUUCUGGAAUCACACAAAGAUAUCGGACUGAUGAAGUAGAAGUGACCUGGAGAGAUUAAGAAUAGGAGAAUAGCAGAAAAGGAGCUGAGAGUAUCCUUGGGGGAUCCUAGAGGACUCUGGGUCUUAAUUUCUGUCCUGAAAUGGGAAUCCUAGCAAGAUUGUGAACUCCGCUCUCCCAUCAAUAGGUUGAAGAC